Molecule: messenger RNA, 489 nt
Organism: Panicum virgatum (switchgrass)
Lineage: Eukaryota; Viridiplantae; Streptophyta; Magnoliopsida; Poales; Poaceae
Product: cilia- and flagella-associated protein 251-like
Exons: 2
Coding region: 1-489 (162 amino acids)
Source: RefSeq, a predicted model, not a curated record
AUGGAGCAGUUGGAUCACCGACUUAUACCACCAACUCUAUACGUGCUCUUGGAGGAGUUGGAACUGGUGCCCCCAACUGUGGGGAAGGAAGGCGAGGAGUGGAAGGUGGACCUCCCUUCCGAGGGAAAGGAGGGGGAGCUCGAGGAGGAGCUCCCAUCUGAGGAGGAAGAGGAGGAGGUGGAGCUCCCUUCCGAGGGGAAGGAAGAAGGGGAGCCUGAGGAGGAGCCCCCAUUCGAGGAGGAAGAGGAGUUGGAAGUGGUGCCCCCAACUGUGGAGAAGGAAUGCGAGGAGUGGGAGCUGGAGCUGCCUUUCGGGGGGAAGGAAGAAGAGGAGCCCGUGGUGGAGGAAGAGGAGUUGGAAGUGGUGCCCCGAACUGUGGAGAAGGAAUGCGAGGAGUGGGAGCUGGAGCUACCUUUCGGGGGGAAGGAAGAAGAGGAGCCCGUGGUGGAGGAAGAGGAGUUGGGAUUGGUGCUCCAUAUUGUGGGUUAG